Strongylus vulgaris is the source of this 210-nucleotide messenger RNA. The record is from the annotation of a GenBank genome assembly. Lineage: Eukaryota; Metazoa; Nematoda; Chromadorea; Rhabditida; Strongylidae.
CGACGGUCGCUGGGAGAUGAAGCGAAUGUCAAGCUGUCAGCCAUCCUGCUUCUACUUGGCAUCACCAUGCUUUGUGGGCUGGAUCAACGUCCAAGAACUCGGGCGGUCUCAUUCAUUGACUCCGCGCAACGUAAGCAAGGUGGACAUGGCGCAUUUUCUCUUCGCCUUCAGACCACGCUUUGCUAAAGAUGAGGAGUGGGUAAUCUAAUU